Drosophila nasuta is the source of this 3860-nucleotide messenger RNA. RefSeq names its product HECT and RLD domain containing E3 ubiquitin ligase 4 (gene Herc4). Gene Ontology annotation, biological process: protein ubiquitination; ubiquitin-dependent protein catabolic process. The coding region runs from base 432 to 3611 and encodes 1059 amino acids. NCBI's taxonomy places the organism in Eukaryota, Metazoa, Arthropoda, Insecta, Diptera, Drosophilidae. Gene Ontology annotation, molecular function: ubiquitin protein ligase activity. The record is from RefSeq and is a predicted model, not a curated record. Gene Ontology annotation, cellular component: cytoplasm. The transcript has 9 exons.
UUUAUUAUUUGUUGGUUUCUUUUGUUGUUGUUGCGGUUUUGAUUUGUUAUAAUUUGCUAUUUGUUACUAGGAAGAGCAUUCGACUUUAAAGCUUUAAUCCAUUUCGUGUUAAAAACAGACACAUACUCAAUGUGUCAAUAAAUCGAACCAGGUAGUUUCCAAGCGCAAAAAAAAUACAUUCUCUGCUGCAGUGCAUCUUAUUGGAAAUGCAGCUGUGUGUGUAGGGGAAUAAAAGCUAAAACAAAUAAAAGUAAAGAAUGUUGCCUCAACUUUGUGGAAGCAUUCUCGAACUUUCGGCGAUAUCACAACAAAUUGGACAGCGGCUACAGAGUGGCAAAAGUGAUUACAAUAGAUUACAAUAAGCACACACAUACAAAUACAACGAAUAUAACUGCUUUGAAAAAGGGGGUAGAAAGGGUGAGUGAAGCACCAUGGAAUUGUACUGCUGGGGCAACACAUCCCAUGGCCAAUUGGGUCUGGGCGGCAUUGAGGAUGAACAGAUAUUGACGCCCAGAAAAAUACCCUGGAAACCGGAUUCGUCGGUGGUACAGAUUGCAUGCGGUCAUGGUCAUACGCUCUUCCUGACGACCAGCGGAAAGGUUUAUGCUUGCGGCAGCAAUGAUUACUCGCAGCUAGGACACGAUCUGCCCACCAAAAGGCCACGUAUGUGCCCAUUUCUGGAAAUUCCCGAACUACAGGAUUAUGUGAUAAGUCAGAUUGCCUGCGGCAGUCGACACUCGAUGGCUCUAACCGAUUGGGGUCAGGUGCUCAGCUGGGGUGGCAACGAGUUGGGUCAGCUGGGGCACGCCAACAAUCAGGCCAACGAGCUGCCCAAAAUUGUGCGUGCUUUGCUCUCCAAGACUGUCGUCCAAGUGGCGUGUGGCAAGAAUCAUAGCAUGGCGUUAACCAGCGGUGGCGAGGUCUAUACAUGGGGUUCCAAUCAGUGUGGUCAACUAGGUGUGCAGUCACCCCAUGAGUUAUACGACUCCAAUCGUCCCAUGCUGUUGACUUCAUUGCUGGGCAUUCCAGUUGCAACAAUUGCCUGUGGCGGCAAUCACUCGUUUGUCAUCUCCAAGUCCGCCGCUGUCUUCGGUUGGGGCAGUAAUAAUUGCGGUCAACUGGGACUCAAUGAUGAGACGAAUCGUGCUUAUCCCACACAGUUGAAAACUCUGCGCACGCUUGGCGUGCGUUUUGUUGCCUGUGGCGAUGAGUUCUCCGUCUUCUUGACCAACGAGGGAGGCGUUUUCACUUGCGGCGCUGGAGCAUAUGGACAGCUGGGUCAUGGCUACAAUGCCAACGAGAUGCUGCCGCGCAUGGUGGUCGAGCUCAUGGGCAGCACCAUUUCACAGGUGACCUGCGGCAGUCGUCACACGCUGGCAUUGGUGCCAUCGCGGGGCCGCAUCUAUGGCUUCGGCUUAGGCAGCUCGGGGCAGCUGGGAACACGUGGCACCAAGAACUUGAACCUGCCACAGGUUGUGGUUGGUCCUUGGGUGUCGCCCAGUGGCUCUGCAUUGCUGCAAUCAAAUGCUGCUCAGGCUUCGGUGGUCAUUCGUCAGAUCUUCUCGGGCGGUGAUCAAUCGAUUGUGACCACAUCGUACUACGUGGACAAAGUGCCGCCCACCGACUGUCGCAUUUACCGACCCAAAUCACAGAUUCUGAAGUUGACGGCGGAGGACACAAAACAAUGCACUCGCUUCAAGGAGGGCGAUCAAAGCGAUCUUGAUCUACUGCACUCCAUGGAGCUGAUCUUUAAGAGUCAGGCCUGUAUUAAUGGUUCCUUUUUACUGGAUGAGGACAAGCAUUUCGCCUGCUCGUCACGCAACUAUGGCUUGGAUCUGAAGAAAGCUCAACUGGCUUUCGACAAUUUACGCAAAGUGGAAAAUGAGAGCAUCAAGCAAGUGAUCUGGGAGAACCUGACGAAGGAGCUGAUAGGCUCGUUGGUCGCCUCGCCGCCGGAUGCGGAAAGCUUGCGGAUCUAUAUAUUACUGCCACUCUAUCAUGAGUUUGGUAAUUCCAAGCACUACAAGACACUGCACGUUCCCUUUGCCCAUGCCUUCAUCAAUCUGACGGAGAAUCCAUACAAGGUGCUCAAGAAAUGGUGGACUGAUAUGCCUCUCGAGUAUUUUGAGCAAAUGGUGAACAAUUAUCUUCACGUUGUGAUGCACAUCAUUCGCUUUAAGAUGGGUCUCGAGGUCAUCGAUUACAAUCAUCGCGAACAGCAGAAUGUCAGAAUGGUCAUGCCUCGCAAUGCAGAUUUGAAUAUAGUGCUGAUCAUGCUGUAUAAGCUGACGACCAUUAACGAAUUACGUGAAGAUCGUCUCAACUAUCAACACUUUCAGUUGCCGGAUCUGACCGAUUAUGUGGAUGUGCAGCGAGAAUAUCUAUACUGGGCAUUGUCGGAUUCGCAACAGCCAUUCAACAUCUGCCGUUUUCCAUUCCUAUUCGAUGCGUCUGCCAAGACGUCGCUGCUGCAAGCUGAUCAAGCGCUUCAAAUGCAAUCCGCCAUUGCGAACUCGAUGAAUAAUAUCAUGACACUGCUUCAGUACGGACAUAAUUCUCAGUUUAUUGUCUUGAAUGUGACACGAGAGAAUAUCGUGCAAGACUCGUUGCGUGAACUACAACGCUACAGUCAAAGGGAUCUCAAAAAACCGCUGCGAAUCAAGUUUCACGGCGAGGAAGCCGAAGAUGCCGGCGGUGUCCGUAAGGAAUUUUUUAUGCUGCUCCUGAAGGAUCUCAUUGAUCCGAAGUACGGCAUGUUCAAAGAGUUCGAAGACUCUCGUGUCAUGUGGUUUGCGGACGUCAGUUUCGAAACAGAGAACAUGUACUUCCUCAUCGGUGUUCUUUGUGGCUUGGCCAUCUACAAUUUCAUCAUUAUCAAUCUGCCUUUUCCACUGGCUCUCUAUAAGAAGCUUCUGGAGAAACCUGUCAAUUUAAGCGAUUUACGUGAGAUGUCGCCUGCAGAGGCGAAUUCCUUGCAAUCCCUGCUCGAUUAUGAGGGUGAUGACUUUAAGGACACCUUCGAUUUGACAUUUGAGAUAACGCGCGACAUUUUCGGCGAGCCAGAAACGAGGCCUCUGAAGCCCAAUGGCGGUGAGAUUGCCGUCACAAUUGAGAACCGGCAGGAGUUUGUUGAUCUCUAUGUGGAUUUCAUAUUUAACGAAUCCGUUGAGGUGCAUUAUCGUGCCUUUCACAAGGGUUUCAUGAAGGUCUGUUCAGGCAAUGUUAUGACGCUCUUCCAUCCAGAGGAACUGAUGGCCGUUGUCACUGGGAACGAGGAAUACGAUUGGCAGGCACUGGAGGAUAAUUGUGAUUACAAGGAAGGCUACACGUCCGCCGAUGAAACGGUGCAAUGGUUUUGGGAAGUUUUCCACGAUCUGACCGACGCUGACAAGAAGAAAUUCCUUCUGUAUUUGACAGGCUCAGAUCGCAUACCCAUUCAGGGUAUGAAAGCCAUCAAGAUUAUAAUACAACCCACCCAAAACGAACGCAGCCUUCCCGUUGCCCACACAUGCUUCAAUUUGUUGGAUCUGCCACGUUAUAAGACCAAGGAGCGACUCAAAUAUAAGCUACUGCAAGCGAUACAGCAAACUCAGGGCUUCAGUCUGGUCUAAACAUUUCAUAAAAUGCCUACGCGCAAGUUGAGUACAGGAAAACUGCUAUAAUAUAUUUUUGCAUUUGUCCUAAAUUCUAAGAACUAGGAAGAACAAAAAGAUGAACGCAAUUCUUUUCAGAGAUCAAAUCAACUGAAAUGCUAUUGUGUACUAUAUAGCUUUAGAUAGCGUUUUUAGUAUAGAUAACAUAUUGUUAUAGUAAUAAAUUUGGUGAAUUAACAAUAAAAAUGGAGUGUGCCUGAAAUGAAA